Molecule: messenger RNA, 630 nt
Organism: Phytophthora sojae
Lineage: Eukaryota; Oomycota; Peronosporomycetes; Peronosporales; Peronosporaceae
Exons: 4
Coding region: 43-513 (156 amino acids)
Biological process (GO): glutathione metabolic process
Cellular component (GO): cytoplasm
Molecular function (GO): glutathione transferase activity
Source: RefSeq, a predicted model, not a curated record
CUCAAGGACGGGGAGUUCGUGCUCACUGAGAGCCAUGCCAUCAUGCUUUACCUUGCGGACAAGCACGACUGGGAGUCCUGGUGCCCUAAGGACCUCAAGAUCCGCGCUCGUAUCCACGAGUACACGAACUGGCACCACCUCAACACGCGCCGUAGCUCGGAGAUCUUCUUCAACCAGCUAAUGGUGAACAUCGGUCGUGGCACGCCUGCCAUGGAGGCCAUGCUCCAGAAGAAGCACAAGAUCAUCGCCGACAUGUUCCGCAUCCUGGAGUUCUGGUUGCGUCACGGCAACUUGUACCUCGUAAGCAACACUAAGCCCACGGUCGUGGACCUGUCUUGCUACAACGAAGUGGUGCAGCUCGAGGUCAUGGGACUGCUCACCAACGUGGAGAAGGACUUCCCCAAGGUCGCGGCCUGGCUCAAGCGCAUGAAGGACGUCCCGCACCACGACGAGAUGCUGGCGCCCAUGGGCAAGUUCUUCCGCAAGUUCAAGCUGGCAGCGCACAAGCUGUGAGCUGCUCACAUUUCGUGAAAAUGUAUCGAACUUGUGAUUGGCCAAAAAUGUAGUGAGGAACUUUCAUCCAAUGAAAUUACGUUAAAUCUCACAAUAAACGUCGCUUUUGCGCUGCUG